This is a messenger RNA of Pediculus humanus corporis (human body louse), 393 nucleotides long. RefSeq lists its product as uncharacterized. Lineage: Eukaryota; Metazoa; Arthropoda; Insecta; Psocodea; Pediculidae. The transcript has 2 exons. Bases 1 to 393 code for a protein of 130 amino acids. The record is from RefSeq and is a predicted model, not a curated record.
AUGGAAAUUUCAAUAGUAAAAGAGAUACUGGAAAAAAAUGUUAUGUGGAUAGGACCGAGAUUGGGAAGGAGAAAAAGAUCAGAUGAUGAUAAUACAAAUCAAUUGGAUAAAAAUUCUGGUCCUCCUGGUGUUUUAGAAUUAUUACAGGAAAGUCCAUGGGCUAUUGUUGCUUUAAAGGGUCCGUUACGUUCUUCUAUAGGAGGUAAAAGAAGAACCGUUAAUUUUAUACCGCGAUUAGGAAGAGAUUCCGAAGAAGAAUAUGUUGAUGCACCUCCUGACUUUGCUAAAUCAUCAUCAAGAUCCGGAAAUGGUAUUUCUUACGGUGGAGGAAGUAAUAAUUUUACUCCGAGAUUAGGAAGAUACGUCAACCUUUACGGGAAAGAUCAUUUAUAG